AUGGCUUCGAUGAUGAAUAGUGCGGCGCCGUUUGAGGAGUGGCCACAAUCCGAGCAAUCGCUGGCCCCGCGAAAGCUUUAUCCGGGAGCGAUGAGGCGUCGUCGAGCAGAUCAGCGAGCCUGCGAUAGUUGUCGAUACAGGAAGAUCAAGUGCGAUGUCCGGGAUAGACGUCCUUGCUCAGGCUGUAUCUCGGCUUCGAUCAUCUGCGAGACCAGCGGCAAUGCACCUGCUGCAGGGGGCGCGGACCAGAAGAGACUACAACAAUUAGAAGACCAGAUUGUGAGACUGACCGAAAAGCUCGCAGCCACCGAAGACCGGGUCAAGUCUCUCUCGGAAGGUCAAGAGAGAACGCAGGCCUGUCUCUCUCGAUUUGUCGACUGCUCCGACGACUGCAGGGCCUCCCAAGGCAGCGCCAGUUUCUCUGGUGUGGGUUACGCAAACAACCUGGCUGGAGGACUGAAUCCCAGGCGAAACGAUGAACUGGCGCCUUCGAGACAUUUCAGUCUUGCUCCACCCUCGAGCCUGAGCACCAGUCCUCCGACACAACUGCAUCAUUCCGAUGGAGAACUCCACAACUCUCAGUUCUUCGGUCCCACCUCUGGAGUUGUAUUCGCUUCGGCGAUCAAAGACUUCAUUCAGCGCCAGGGAGGUCCAGGCCACGUUUCGUCCUCUUCGAUUUUUCAGACUUCGCUACACUCGUCGGACACCAGGGUGCCGUCGUCAGAUGGGGAGAUGUCGAAAGCGGCACCUCUCUUGACGUUGCUUCCCCGGCGGCAACAGGCUCUGCAGCUUCUCGACAUUUAUCGAGUCCACGUCCAGGAAUACACACCCGUGCUGCCUUGGCCCAGCGUCCUCGACAAGUUUGCACGGCUGUACGACAGGCCCGUGCGGUCCGGUUGCAAAUCCGACUUCAUCAAAGACUUUGUCCUCCUCAACGCCGUCUGGAGCAUCGGGUCACAGUUGACAGAGGAGAGCGAGGCCGUGCAGGAGAGCGACAAGAACGAGGUGAGGAGUGGCUGGAGAUUCUUCUCGCUCGCCCGCGACCAUUACGACCUCGCGGCGCCCAAGUACGAUCUCGACGACGCGGCCAUUUGUCUGCUGAUGAGCAUCUACCUCCAGGGAGCGUCCCUUCUCAACACCUGCUGGGUCUAUGUCGGGCUCACCGCGCGCAUCAUACAGGACCUAGGGCUGCACAUUCGCCCCACGAAUCAGCUUGUGACCCCCGCCCAGGUGGAGGUGAGGAAUCGGUUGUUCUGGGGCACGUAUCUGGUCGAUCGGAAGAUUGCCCUGACUCUGGGUCGAACGGUCGCUCUCCUCGACGAAGAAUGUUCCGUCGAUCUCCCGCGAGAUGUCGACCCGGCUACAUUCGGGGGCUCCGACUCGACCGAGAUCCUCCGGGUCAGUGUCCAGACGUGUUCCAAGCUGCGCGACAUCAUCAACUUCACCCCGUCACCCAACCACCAAGAACGAGACAUGACGUUUCUCUUCGAGAUGGACAGCGCGCUGAGUCAAUACUGGGAGGAUUACCCAUUGCGAAUGAAGGACUUUUCCCAGCCUGACGCCUACGACCCGUCGUGUCUCAAGGUCCUGUGCAUCCUGAUGCAAGCCCGACUGACCACGAUGAGACACUUCACCGACACGUCGCUCAACAAAGACUUUCGGAAGUGGUGUUUCACGCGAUCCGUCCAGAUCUCGUUGGUGACGCUGCAGACGGUCAACACGCUGUCCCGCACCGACGACUGGGAGCGGAAGACGGCCUUGUUCUGCAGCGGCGUCGUCUACGGCCACAUCUUCCGUGCCGCCCUGGUCCUCGCCCUGGCCGGCAGCAAGUUCGCCGAGGACCUGGACACUCCGGCCGAGAGGCACCGCUUUUCGACCCUGUGGGAGUUUCUGCGCGCGGCCUCGUCGCGGCGCACCUCCGUCCUCAAAUACCUGCAGCUCUUGGAGGUGCUGGCAAAAGCCCUGGGCACGCCGCUGGGUGAAGACGGCCUGAGUCGGACGACGCCGGCGCCCGCUUCCCAGGUCAAUAGUGAUCAGCAAUCACUGCUGGGAGGUCCUCGAGUUGGCGGCCCCGUGGGGAUGCCACCAACUAUGCACGAUCUCACCAACAGCAACAGUCGUCUACAGAGCCGGACAGAGUACCCGGGCCAGGAAACUGGAAUGCCCAUGGGCCGAUCAACCAGGACGCUAUUCCCCCCGAAUGAUCUGCGGAUGGGAUACAACCCGCCACCAGAGAUGCCAGAAGCCCCCAGCUCGGCAGAGGAUUCCGGCUUGGGCACCAACAGUGCGCCCCAGACGGUCGACUUUGACUGGGAGCUCUUCGACCAGAUCAUGGACUGUGACUCGUCGGCAUUCCCAACGUUUCCACUCGGUCUGGACAUGGACGGAUUCGACAUGUGA
Fonsecaea pedrosoi CBS 271.37 is the source of this 2400-nucleotide messenger RNA. RefSeq lists its product as uncharacterized. The record is from RefSeq and is a predicted model, not a curated record. Gene Ontology annotation, biological process: regulation of DNA-templated transcription; DNA-templated transcription. Gene Ontology annotation, molecular function: DNA-binding transcription factor activity, RNA polymerase II-specific; zinc ion binding; DNA binding. The transcript is spliced from 3 exons. Lineage: Eukaryota; Fungi; Ascomycota; Eurotiomycetes; Chaetothyriales; Herpotrichiellaceae. Bases 1 to 2400 code for a protein of 799 amino acids.